AUGGAUGAGUACUUGCUCAAGAACCAACUUGAGCUCACAGCCGACGGCCAGUACGUCCGCUGGGGCAAGUAUAACAGAAAGCAGCCUCGCAACUGGCCGACCAGCCGGAAGACCUUUGACAGCAGUAUCAUCUUUCUUCUGGAUACAUUCACGACUGCUACAAGCACAGCCGGAACAUUGGCGGCUCAAAAGGCCCAAGUUGACUACCACCUCGGGAAUACGCUUGCAACGUUUAUCUUCGUGACACUAUUUCUCGUGGGUCAGAUAUUCGGAGCUAUCAUAUUUCCACCCUGGUCGGAGUCCUUUGGCCGCAAAAACCUCUACAUUAUCAGUUCUGCGGGAAGUGCGGUAUGCUGCUUGGUUAUUGGGAUGACGCAUUCGCUGGGUGCGGUGAUUCCGGCGCGUAUCAUUGCGGGAUGUCUCUCAGCGGUGCCCUACACUGUUGGGGGCGGCAGCAUUGAGGAGAUGUUCGAUUCGCGGGCCAGGAUAUGGGUGAUAUUUAUAUGGACGAUUGCGUCCAACGUCGGCUUACUGCUUGGCCCUAUCAUGAGUACAUACAUCUCUGCUCACAUGGAGUGGCGCUGGUUAUUCUACAUCUACGCCAUCAUAUUCGCCGUCCUUACCGCGCUCUUUCUUGUCAUCAAAGAAUCCCGUCCAUCCCUCCUCCUCUCCCGCGAAGUCGCGCGAAUCCGGCACGAGACCGGCAACGAGACCCUUCAGCCACUCAAUCCCGACCACACUCCGGAUUUCCGAACCUUCGUCCGCGUUUCCUUGUUCCGCCCCCUGCAGCUCUUCUUUGGCGAGCUGCUCAUCUUCAUCGUCGCCACCAUGAUUGCUUUCUCCUUUGCCCUGGUCUAUAUCUUCACCGAAGCCCUGCAGCCUAUCUACGAGUCAAUGGGCUACACCUCGGCCCAGUCGUGCCUGGCUUUCGUGGCGAUCGGAGUCGGGGUAGUCUUCAGCACCUUCACGCGCUUUCUGGAUCAUCGCAUCUUCGACGCCCGCAAGGCCGCCAAGCAGCCUGUGAAGCCCGAAGACAAACUGUACGGGCUGGUGAUUGGGGCGCCCGUCUUCGCCUUGGCGCUCUGGUGGUUUGCCUGGACGAUCCCGCCGCGCGUCACCGAUCUGCCCUGGAUCGUGCCGACCAUCGCCCUCGUCAUGAUCGGGUUUGCGCUCAACGAGUUCGACACCGUGCUAUACGGGUAUCUGUCCGACAGUUAUCUGAGCUAUGCAGCGAGCGGAACGGCAGCCAUCCAGUUCCUGAGGGCGAUGACCUCCGGGGCGUUCCCGCUGUUCACCCGGCAGAUGUUCGAUGGGCUGGGGGCCAAUGUUGCGGUUUCGGUGCUGGCGGCCCUGGCGACUGUAUUCUGUGCCGUGCCCGUGUUGUUCAUGUGCUAUGGUGAGCAGAUCCGGGCUCGGAGCCAAUUUGCGAGGUUUAGUUUGGAGAUCGAGGAGGAGCUGGGGACUACCGGGGAGGAGAGGAAGAAGUGAGAUUGUCGUGUACGGCGUGAGAAUUGGGGAAUGAAGUACAUAACCUGCUGGUGUAACGGCCGUGGUUGCGAUGCAUAAUGAUGGGAGGAGUGAUGGGUGUGGACCAAACGGUGGUUGACGGUGGCGGUAAUGUUGCUAGUAUAUGAGAUGGAC
Molecule: messenger RNA, 1641 nt
Organism: Aspergillus uvarum CBS 121591
Lineage: Eukaryota; Fungi; Ascomycota; Eurotiomycetes; Eurotiales; Aspergillaceae
Product: MFS multidrug transporter
Exons: 5
Coding region: 1-1488 (495 amino acids)
Biological process (GO): transmembrane transport
Molecular function (GO): transmembrane transporter activity
Source: RefSeq, a predicted model, not a curated record